GUUUUAAUAUGAUGAGAAACUAAUAUUGUAUUAGUUGUGCUCAUAAGCAGUGGUGUAGCUGACUAGAUUGUGCACCCGACUUUUAUUCAGUCUGCCACGAAUUUAAAUUCAUUGACCAGGAUUUCAAAACUGCUCACUUAUUUUAUAGUCGUCUAGUAUCUAUCUACCUUUGAGGCAUUUGUUUACACACACUACAAAUGCUGCUGUCUCGAAUUUAUUGUAAAUUUCAACAUUUCCAACGAAAGCGGCGCAGAUGUUUACUAUUAAACCAAAAAAGGCUUGAAUUUAAGUACCGCUUACAUCUUUGGGUUGGAAACAAUGACCUUAUGGUUACAAGGCGAGCUCGUACGCCAUUAAUCCACUUGGACCCGGUCCAAUGGCCAACGCAUGAAUUCCAACUUUUGCGAAUCCACGCACGAAAUAGCGCGACUGGCACUAGUCAGUGUUAUCGCUGGCGAUUGUUUGUCCUCAUGUCCGACCUGCUGUAUCCCACUGGUCACGAGUUCUCACUAGAAGUGAUGAAGAGUCCCGAACAUGGACAGAAUAGCUGUCCAGUACUCCCAGGUUUCCCGAUGUCAUCUCAUGAUGAGAUUGUGAAACAAAUAUUAUUCUAUGAUCAGACUUUACUAGGUCACAGGAAAGAGGCGGACAGUUGACUUGACUGACAACAAGUAUUGGCAAACGUCUGUAUGAAAGCGUUUCAAGAAGAAUAGAGGGACGCGUUUAAUGCAAGGUAGAAGUAGGACAUUGAAGAGAUUCAAAAUAAGACAUUUAUAUUUAUAAUAUUUACAAUAUAUCGUUAUUACCAAAAUCAAGUGGUUAUUGUUGGAUUUUUGGUUCUUGAAGAUGAUAGAAAUCACAUAAAAUAAAAGACAUGUACACUCACCAUUUGUAGCAGUGUAGGUCGACCGUGUAUUCUAUGGAUUGGACAUGUGCCGCGAAUGUCAUCCUAGAGGCUUCGUACAGGUCUCUGUUCGCUAACCCUGGGACGGGAUGGAAAAGGCGGAGGGGUGG
This is a messenger RNA of Trichobilharzia szidati, 1014 nucleotides long. NCBI's taxonomy places the organism in Eukaryota, Metazoa, Platyhelminthes, Trematoda, Strigeidida, Schistosomatidae. The record is from the annotation of a GenBank genome assembly.